Molecule: messenger RNA, 693 nt
Organism: Lolium perenne
Lineage: Eukaryota; Viridiplantae; Streptophyta; Magnoliopsida; Poales; Poaceae
Product: probable aldo-keto reductase 2
Cellular component (GO): cytoplasm
Source: RefSeq, a predicted model, not a curated record
AUGGAAUCCACCAAGAUUUUCUAUUCAACUAUUGGCGAACUAAAGAAGCUAAUUGCAGAAGGAAAGAUAAAGUAUAUUGGACUAUCGGAGGCAUCUGCAUCCACCAUCAGAAGGGCUCAUUCUGUCCAUCCUGUCACUGCAGUUCAGCUAGAGUGGUCACUAUGGUCUAGAGAUGUGGAAGAAGAUAUAAUACCAACUUGCAGAGAGCUCGGAAUCGGAAUUGUGGCUUAUAGCCCACUUGGAAGGGGAUUCUUCACUAGAGGAGCAAAACUGGUUGAUUCGCUAUCAGAUCAAGACUCUCGCAAGCAUAUGCCUAGGUUCCAAUAUAAAAAUCUUGAGAAGAAUACCCAGAUAUUUGAGAAUGUAAAUGCAAUGGCAUUGAGAAAAGGAUGCACACCAUCGCAGCUUGCGUUGGCCUGGGUUCAUCACAAAGGAAGUGAUGUUUGCCCCAUACCCGGAACAACGAAACUUGAGAAUUUUGAGAAGAAUAUCGGAGCCCUGUCUUUGAAGCUCACACUAGAGGAAAUCGCUGAACUAGAGUCUUACGCCAAUGUUGGUAAUGUACAGGGUGACCGAUAUGCUCAAAUGGAGAAUACAUGGAAGGAUUCAAAUACCCCUCCAUUGUCAUCUUGGAAGGCUGAGUAGCUAGUCCCAUAUAUUUCCCAUGUAGGAGACCUGGCUCGAAACAGUAUG